UUGUGAUUGACAGGAUGUUUGGGAAUACGGGAAAACUGUAUCGAAUCUCCUUAAGCAGUGUAUUUAGGUUCCUUCCUCUGCCUUGUUUUGCGGCAAACACACGCAUGUAUACCUGCAUGUUUUACUCAUUUAAUUACGUAAUAACCUCUCGCAGUAUGUACAGCAGUCAGAACUCAAGUCACACUUGGCAAACUUACGUGAAAAACUACCGGAGUAAUUUCAUCUGAAGAGUAAAAUUCAAGAAGCGUGGUUUUAUUAUUUCAAUUAAACUGUGCUAAGUUCGUUUGAUUUUAGCAUAGUCAGAUUUCCGACUCUACUUAGGCCAUUAGCCAAUAGAAAUGCGCCGCCGAGCCAGUUAUAAAACAUUAUUUCAUCUUGAACUAUGGGCUACUUUUGCAAGCUGCAGAAAUCUUAAAUGCGUCUCACUAAAAACACACACGCACAGCAUAACGAUGUGGAGCGAGUGACUCAACUAUACGAUUUUGUUGACGCCGUAUCCUGCUAACAGCCUCGUCCCUUCUACAAAAACCUUCCCCUGCGAGGGCUUCACACGGCAAGUGGCUCAAGUAGUACGGAGAAAGAUUUCUCAGCACGCGACGAGAGCUGCAUCAAUGGCUAACGGCUCUUGCGUUUUACAAAACGGGUCACUUUGUUCAAGAGAUCGAUUCACAGGAUGGAACACUUCGAGUGCGUACAGUACAGGGUUCAGCGCCAAAGCAGACGUGCUACCGAUAGUGCUAGCGAUCUUAAUAAUCAGCGUGAACAGCCUGGUGUUGAUCUUAGUGAUCAAGGUGAAGCAACUCCGUGUCACCACAAACUACCUGUUGUGUAGUCUGGCGGUGUCUGACCUGCUGACGGGUCUGGUGAGCAUCCCUCUCUUCACCUCGUGUAACAUCCUGCAAACCCUGACCAUCUGCAUCGUGGCGGAGAACGUGCUGCGCUUCACGUCAAUCUCCACGGUGCUCCACCUGCUCGCGAUCACCACGGACAGGUACAUGGCCAUCAUGCACUCGCUACGAUACUACAACAUCGUGACCAGGCACCGCGGCUGCUGGGUGAUCGCCUGCACUUGGCUCAUCUCCACCACCACCGCCUUCAUCCAGCUGGCCUGGAAUAACCCGAGUGUCCUGGACAACACGCACGACGAACCACCAGAGAGCCUCCUUCGACACGAGUUCCGUUACGACAUCAUCAACAUUGUCCUAUUCUUUGCUAUUCCCUUGCUUGUAAUGGUAUUCCUGAAUGGGAAAAUUUUCUACGAGGUGCUCCGGCAAUCUUCGAAAAUCAAGAAGAAUUUUCCAAGGGAGAAUUCCAAGAAGGCCCAGAGUCGAGAGUGGAAGGCGGCUAUACUCUUCACAGCCAUGUUCGUAGUGUUCUCGUCUUGUUGGUUACCGUACUUUCUUGUUCGGAUACAGCACAAUCUCGGAAAUGAAAUGUUCGAGAUGACAAAACUGAUGGAAUAUAUCAUCAUAUAUUUACGAUUUAUCACAUCAUUUCUGAAUCCCUGUAUCUAUAUUCUUGGAAAGAAUGACUUCAGGCAUGCUAUUAGAGGAAAACCGUACAGACGGGCACUAUCUUUGACGAAAAGCACCUCCACAAAGUACACUAGCUACAAGCAAACCAACGUCUGAAAAAUCUACACAGCAAAUCUAUUUGGAGGAAUGGCUCAUAAUGAUAUAUUCUAUCCUCAAGCAAAACGAAAACAAAAUACCAUAAACUAGGAAAUCAAAGAAAAUAUCAGCGAAAAAAAUUCAUGAGAAAAAAAACGAAAAAGAAGAAGAGGAAUGAUUGGCUUGCGGUGAAAUGUGCUGCAAAACUGAGCAAAAAUGCGUGAAAACAUUGGGUAGACGAGCCGAAACACCCGUGAAAACCCAGGACCUUCCUUCUCAGACUUCUUUUAAGUAAUGCUCCGUGUAAGAACUAGGCAACCCAACGGCAAAUGCACUCUGGCAUGUCAAAAUGCCUUUGUUUAUUCUAGAAAUUUGAUUGGACAAGACAAAACAUUAUAGCAUAAGAUACAGAUAACACAACAAGAUUCAUAAUAUUUUUUGGUUAUAGGGUUAAUUAUCAUAUAAGUCAAUCUUGUUUUAAAAACUGUCGUUUUUCUAGCUCGCUCCGUCAUUUUCUUAGGCAUUACAUACCAUAUUUGGGAGUCAGCUUCAAUCAUUGUUUUUCGCUUUUAUAUCACUCUAUCACUCUGUAAGUCGAGUAUUUCCACGUAAACUUGCAGGGAUUCGCGUUUACUGCGAUUUUGCUGGCAGCCAACUUGGAUAUGGAGCCUAGUCCCUAACGUUUAAAAAUAUCACAGGUCUCCCGCUUGCUCGCCCCAGGCUCUUAUAGACCAUUUAGAAAAACGAUAGCUAUUGAUUGAUACGCUAUGUCUGAUCCAGCUUUUCAGGUAAAUUUUAUGUGGGGAACCUUGUAAAUAUAAGACAACUAACAGCUAUUAAUUUGGCUUCUUCUGUUUUGUUCACCACAGAAAAUCAACUGUAAAAAAAGGACAUGUUUUACGCAAUGUCCUCAAAAUCUUACUAUCUUCUAUAUGUCCAUGCAUAUGUUUGGUAUAAAAAGGAAGCUAUGUAGGAAUAUAUAAUAAAGCUUUUUGCCGCAGGACAACAGGACUUUGCCUAGUUCUUGCACGGAGUGUAGAUAAUAAAAAGUAGAAAAGCAUAAACGGCGAAACCGGUGGACCCAAGUAUUUUGCAAUAAAAAAACCGCGAUGCUUACGAAAAUAAUAUAUUUUUUGGUUUCGUCGUUUAUAAAAGAGGUCGUUAAACGACGGAACAACUUAAAAGUAUUGAAAUCAAAAAGACGAAAAUCUUUAAACAACGGAUACAAGAUAUCUAUAAACAGAUCACGCAAAACCGUAAACUUGGAUAAUUUAUGUGUUCGUCCAGUUCCCUGCCUGCAAGAAUAUUAGUGUAAAUUCAAGAAGAGUAUAAUCUAUUCAAGAAAUUUAACCAAGUGGUCGUCUGCCGGGUUACCCGCAAACAGUUAUGAGUCUGACAGCCUCUGACGAUUUCGCUGUCAUCAAAGCAUUCGAGAAAUAUGAUACUCAGAUAACAUUUUAAUGUUUAUUAAGUACAACAGCAAGUAGCUAGUGUUUCCUUCAAUAUUCGUUUAAACCCCCGCGUGAAAAUACUCAUGAUUAAAAAGUCAUUAAAGUCGUAA
Nematostella vectensis (starlet sea anemone) is the source of this 3171-nucleotide messenger RNA. RefSeq names its product dopamine receptor 2. Lineage: Eukaryota; Metazoa; Cnidaria; Anthozoa; Actiniaria; Edwardsiidae. The transcript is spliced from 2 exons. Gene Ontology annotation, cellular component: membrane. Bases 612 to 1631 code for a protein of 339 amino acids. The record is from RefSeq and is a predicted model, not a curated record. Gene Ontology annotation, molecular function: G protein-coupled receptor activity. Gene Ontology annotation, biological process: G protein-coupled receptor signaling pathway.